Humulus lupulus (European hop) is the source of this 654-nucleotide messenger RNA. RefSeq lists its product as uncharacterized. Gene Ontology annotation, molecular function: zinc ion binding. The transcript has a single exon. NCBI's taxonomy places the organism in Eukaryota, Viridiplantae, Streptophyta, Magnoliopsida, Rosales, Cannabaceae. The record is from RefSeq and is a predicted model, not a curated record. The coding region runs from base 1 to 654 and encodes 217 amino acids.
AUGACUACAGGUAUUGCCGAAAGCUGGAACAAUGUCAUUGCUGAGGCACGUGGGUGGCCAAUUACUUGUCUCAUGGAAUUUAUGAGGCACACUUUACAAAAAUGGUUUUUCGAGCGUCGAACUGCAGCAUCAGCAGCUACAAGUCCUCUUGCCACAGAAGUGGAAGCUGAUUUGCGAAAGUUAGCAGACAAGUCCACUACCUCGUUCUCUUUUCCGUCUAGUCAGUAUGAAAUAACAGUAUUGGAUGGUGAUCUUGAUGGAGAUGUCGACCUGAGGAGGAAAACAUGUAGUUGUAGAAGAUUUGAUUUGACAGGUCUUCCUUGUGAACACGCUCUAGCUAGUGCUCGAGAUCGUGGCAUUAGUCCAUAUAGUUUAUGCUCCAGAUUCUACACAGUUGAAGCGUGGUUGUCAUCCUAUGGUGGAUCUGUAUAUACGCUGGGUAAUGAAGAAUCUUGGGUGAUACCAAAUGACAUAGGAAGUAUGAUGAUAGCUCCUCCUUUAGUGAAGCAGAAGGCUGGUCGUCCAAAGAAGAAACGACGUUUAUCAAAGGGUGAGAAGAAUAGCAAACAACAUAGAUGUAGUAGAUGUGGUGUCCUGGGCCACAAUCGAGUGACGUGCACCACUGUUUGUCCCCCGCCGUCUAGACAUGCUUAG